Phialemonium atrogriseum is the source of this 225-nucleotide messenger RNA. RefSeq lists its product as uncharacterized. The coding region runs from base 1 to 225 and encodes 74 amino acids. NCBI's taxonomy places the organism in Eukaryota, Fungi, Ascomycota, Sordariomycetes, Cephalothecales, Cephalothecaceae. The transcript has 2 exons. The record is from RefSeq and is a predicted model, not a curated record.
AUGCUAUGUUUCAGCUGGGGCACCGCCCAGUGCUUUUGGGUCGACAGUGGUCCAGGGAGUCCGGGAUCCGACGAGGCGGUGGAGACCCCCUGCAGUUAUGGCAACACCACCGAUCUCCUCGUCGUCAACCAGACCUGGACCUGGCACGACACCGACGCUGCCCACCCCAUCACCUUCAACGCUACGGGAAGCGUGACGCUUGUCCUAGACUGCUCCGAGGAUUAG